Molecule: messenger RNA, 2685 nt
Organism: Dioszegia hungarica
Lineage: Eukaryota; Fungi; Basidiomycota; Tremellomycetes; Tremellales; Bulleribasidiaceae
Exons: 13
Coding region: 1-2685 (894 amino acids)
Biological process (GO): regulation of transcription by RNA polymerase II
Molecular function (GO): RNA polymerase II cis-regulatory region sequence-specific DNA binding; DNA-binding transcription factor activity, RNA polymerase II-specific
Source: RefSeq, a predicted model, not a curated record
AUGUCGCAUCUCCCAACGUCGCUAGACGACUAUACUCUCCAAUCAGACGGCCAAGUCUCGCCAAAGCUACAGUCUCCGGACGAGCCGAUCCCUUCCCUCUCCCACUAUGGCCUGGGGCCAAGUGUGAUGGCGCCUGCAGCAGGGGACGAGGAGGAUAUGGGAGGAGCCCACUGGAGCAUGCCUGAUCUGUUUGGCGAAGGCGACGGGGAGCGCGGAUUUGGCCCUCCAUACGAGUAUUCAGGAUCGGCAGCCCCAAGCUACACCCCCUUCGCCUACCCCAAACCCCUGCACCACGCAACCUCCGCAUCCUCGCUCAGCUCCCUCUCGUCCAGCUACUCGGGACUCUACGUCGACUGUCCGCCCGAACCUACCCAUCCCAACUCGCACUCUCGCACAUCGUCCAUCUCGUCUGUCGCAGGUCUCCACAAGAUCUCGCCGCCGCUCGACAGCUGGCCUGCCUUUUCAAAGAACGUCGGUCUGGGUGCUGGUCGAGACAGCCCUAUCCCGCCCAAGCUGCACGUGCAGACCCAGAGCUUGGGCCGCCUGGGGAGGAUGAGAAGUUCGAGUCGGGUAGGCCCGUACGAUCGACGGGAGAGGAGCGAGAGUCUGAGCGAGAGGUCUGAAGGAGAUGACGACUUGUCCGCUCUGGUCAACUCCAACUCCAGCUUGAACGGGUACUCGACGCCGCUUACAUCGAUCGGGCAACCCCUCAACCUCAACCGCCUUACUCUCCACCAUAGACGAUCCGCCUCCAACGUCACCUCCUUCUCGCCGGUCCGCGCCAAUCCCAACCCGGUGCUGUCGAGAAAGUACCGCAGCUCAUCGCUCCUCGGUCAUCCCAAGCGACUUUCCUUCGAGAAUGACCGUCUCAAAGGCACCGCGGUCGAGCGCGAGGAGACGGUCCGGCAUCUGCUCAACACUGCCGCAGAAGAGAUGCGGGCGCUCCCCAGCGCAUCUCAGCAGGACAAGGCCAAGUCUGCCUGGGUCAAGAAGUGGCUCCAACUCAGCUAUACCCUCUCGUCGGGUCAUACCGUCCCGCGUCAAGGUCUUUACGCUUCCUACACUGCCGCGAGUGAUGACUAUGGCGUCCGAGCCAUCAAUUCGGCGUCAUUCGGCAAGGCCGUCAGAAACGCCUUUCCGGGCAUCAAGACGAGACGGUUGGGAGUCCGUGGCAACAGCAAGUACCAUUACAUCUCUCUUCGCCCCGCCGUAUCCAUCGAAGCGGAGCGACUCAACCGGUUCGGCGACUCUAGCGGACAAUGGCACGUUGCCUCAAGCGAUGGUAGCAUGACCUUUCAAGCCGACGUGACCGAUGACGAUGAUGCAGAGAUGGAGGAGCUGGAGGACAGCGAGGAAGAGGAUGAUGAGCACAUCUUCACGUUUGAUCGCAAGCCGACGACCCAAUUCGUAACCUCGAGCAACCGUCCCGCCUUUGGCCGCCGUCAUACCACCUCGGACAUUGCGUCGCCGUUCUCCAACGCCCCGCUGAUGCCCAUGCCGGUUUACGACCUCCCAGGCUUCCCAGUCAUCAACAAUGCCUAUGACUUUGGUCCGGUGAUACGCCUCGACCAGGUCUACGACUUUUGGAACGCCUUUUGCAGACACCAAGAGCUGUUGGUCAGCAGUGUCCGGAACCAGCAGUUUGACCGGUUCGACGUCAACUUGCACGAGUUCUGGGGACUUCUUACUCCCCUCUGGAUGCGGGUCUGCCAUCAUCCCGUCGUCUCGCGGAUGGUGUCUGACGGAAUGGCUCUGACCUACAACCACAUCAUCGCCGUCCUCACGUCCAACCUGCAGCGCCCGCCUUCCAAGCCAGUCCAGGAGAGCCUUCGCGGAUUGGCGACACGCCUGGAAGCGUCUGUUGGCAAUUGCCUCUCCAUCUGCUCGACCGACUUUUCGCAGACCAAGACCGAGCUGGCUCUCCGCGCAGCCCACCUCAUGCACCGCUGCGUGGACCUCCAACAACUCUCGACUGCGCUACUCCCCAUCAUCACCAGCCCGUCCCAGGUGGACCAGAUGGCAGCCGCAUGGGAUCAGCUCGACAUGAAAAGUAUCGCCGAUCAAUGCGCUCUAUCGUGCAGCUGCGAGCAGGACACCAUCGAGCAGGUAUUGUUGGGGUUUAGGGACUGGCUGGAAGGCGCAUGCGAUGGAAGGGCGUUGGAGCGGUUGGGUGCCUGGGUUAGCAGUGUGCUGGAUGGGCUGCAGACCACCAAGGCGGAUGAGGGGGCUGCGAGAUCGCUGGUCACUCGAGCGGGCUUUUUGACCUCGCAGAUCAUGCGCGACUUUACACUCAAAAGCGCGUCCAGCUUUGGCCUCUUUCAGAUCAUCAAAACCUGGAUUGACGACUGGGUCGCCAUCUCGGUCCUGCGUCCCUCGGUCCUAUCCAGCAGCAGCGCCGCUCCCUCUCCCACUCUCGGAAUGUCGGUCAGCAUCCCCACACAUAAUCAGCUCCAGCUCUCCGAAGAGGACCUCCCCACCGCCGUCCCUCCCUCAUUACAAGACGUCUCCCGCCGCCACCACCGACCAAGCUCCUCCGUCUCGUCCAUCUCCUCCGUCACCUCGUCCCACUUUGGCGACGGCUGCGGCUUCCCCCAGCUCACCGCGUCAAUGCCGGAUCUCACGCACAUGGCGAAUCUCAAUGUUUCCAACAACUCUUCAUCGUCGACUGGUUUCAACAUGAUGUAG